Colletotrichum costaricense is the source of this 756-nucleotide messenger RNA. RefSeq lists its product as uncharacterized. The record is from RefSeq and is a predicted model, not a curated record. Bases 1 to 756 code for a protein of 251 amino acids. The transcript has a single exon. NCBI's taxonomy places the organism in Eukaryota, Fungi, Ascomycota, Sordariomycetes, Glomerellales, Glomerellaceae.
AUGUCCCUCACCCAAAAGCUCAAACGGGAGGCAACAAGCCGUCCCACCUGCGAAAUGCCUCUCCCCUUCCUUCCCUUCGUCUUCCUCGCCCACUUCACCCAGACAAUAACUUCCGUCCUCACCACGGAAGCCCACCGCACAACAGCGAGCCUCUCCAACCACCUCGAGGGCCUGCGUCUUCAGGUCCACGGGCCCGAACACACCUUCCACCCCUUCUCCCGAUUGCCAGCCGAGCUCCGCCUCAAAAUCUGGCAGCACGCCUGCGACCACCCGCGGACGCUCCUCGCAACACAUGCGCCGAACCCGACUUUACUUGCAGUGAACCGUGAGGCGCGGUACGAGGCCUUGCGGCGGUAUACACUCGUCCGGCUAAACACCUGGGGCGACAGGCGGAUCUACAUCGAUUUCUUGCGGGACAGCAUUGCCGUCGUGGAGGGCAAGGGUGGCGGCGGAUUCCCUGUUCGCGGGGCGAGGCACGUCAUUGUCGUGUGCGAGGAGCCGUUUCGGAACCCGGGUUCGUGGUUGAAGUGUCGGUACCGGGCUGGGUUGGAGACCUUGACGCUGGUGCUGAGCGGGACGAAGACAGGCAGCAGGAUUCCUGCGCCGCUUCCUGAGAUCCGGGAGCUGUGUACGCCCGAGGAGGUUCAGCUGCGGCUUGGGUACUCGAAGGAGGAGGCGGAUAGAAUAGGGGAAGAAGUGAGAGAGUUGGCCGAGGGGUGGGGGAAGACGCGGAUCCGCGUGGGGGAGUUCAUCUGA